CCCGAGAUCACGUGCACAUCCCACCUGGGGACGAUAAGUGUGUCCCACAUAAAAUUUCCCUCGCCCCUCCAUCCUUUGCUGGGUCCGAUUGUGUUGGCUUGUUCCUUUUAGCCUUGCGUAUAGCGCAUUACGUUCUUUCACUUCUCUAAUACCAACGAGGUCUUAUAUUGCUCAAAAUGCCGCCUUCCAAGUGGGACGAAGAAGAAGAGGAGAGCCCCGCGCCUCCUAUCGUUGCUGCGCCCCGUCGCCGCUUCGACGAUGAAGAGGAAGAAGAUGUCCUUGACUCAUGGGAUGCCGCCGAAGACUCCGAGGUAGAGCGUGAGAAGGCCAAGAAGGCCGCCGAAGCCGAGGCCAAGGCCAAGGCCGCCGCCGCCGCCAACAAGAAGACCAAAGCCCAGCGGAUAGAGGAGCUCCGGGAGCAGCGCCGACGCGAGGGGGACGGCGACGAAUCCGAGAGCGAGGAUGAGGCAGACCGCCGCGCUCGUCUGCGCAAGACGGAGCAGGAAGCCGAUCUUGCCCACGCCGAGGAUCUUUUCGGCUCUGUUGAUGUCAAGCCCAACAAGGGUGCCCCCAAGGCCGUCGUUGUCAGCGACUCAGCCGACCCCACCAAGUCUGUCGAUCUGUCCGCCAUGCCGCUGUUCAAGCCCGUCACCAAGGACCAGUUCACCCGCCUGACCGAGACCCUUGUGCCGCUCCUCACCCCGCACUCCAAGAAGGCUCACUACUCUCUCUGGACGCAGGACUUCACCCGUAAGCUUGUGAAGGAUUUGCCCAGUGCUGAGAUCAAGAAGAUUGCUAGUGCUCUCACUACUGCUUCCAAUGAGAAGAUGCGCGAGGAGCGUGCUGCCGACAAGGGCAAUAAGAAGUCCAAGGCAGCGAAGACCAAGAUCUCGCUGAAUGCUAGCCGCGACCCCCAUGUCGAUAACACCAACUACCAGGGUGAUGAUGAUCUUGGGGAUGAUGACUUUAUGUGA
Penicillium hordei is the source of this 974-nucleotide messenger RNA. Its product is annotated as eukaryotic translation initiation factor 3 subunit J. The transcript has 3 exons. Gene Ontology annotation, molecular function: translation initiation factor activity. Gene Ontology annotation, cellular component: eukaryotic translation initiation factor 3 complex; cytoplasm. Bases 177 to 974 code for a protein of 265 amino acids. The record is from RefSeq and is a predicted model, not a curated record. NCBI's taxonomy places the organism in Eukaryota, Fungi, Ascomycota, Eurotiomycetes, Eurotiales, Aspergillaceae.